AUGGCGUCGUCUCCGUGGUCUCUCAUCAUCACCACCGUCCUCGCCUCGUCAUUCGUUUUGCUCCUCUCGUACAUCGUCGUCAGUAGCACCAUCAACUACCGCAGACUCCGCCAGUUCAAAGGCCCGCCGUUGGCCGCCUUUUCGCGCUUCUGGCUGUUCUGGGAAGAAUGCAGCGCGAGACUGCCGAAGUCGCAACGAGCGGCGAUCCAGCGUUAUGGCUCUCCGGCUCGGAUAGCACCCAAUCUGCUCGUGACGGAUGAUCCAGACCUCGUACGGCACAUGAAUGCUCCCGGCUCCCGAUGGACGAGGUCAGGAUGGUACGAUGCCAUGAAGAUGGAUCCGAGGAAAGAUAAUGUCUUUUCCACGAGGAACGAGAAGCUCCACGCUGAGCUCAAGGCCAAGGAAGCUCCUGGGUAUAAUGGACGAGACAUCGCCACUUUGGAGAGCGACAUCGAUGCGAGGAUUGGUGACUUGAUCUACCUCAUCAAGAACACCUACAAUGGCGUAUCCAUGGAAUUUGCGAAUGUGUCUCGAUUCUUCACCCUGGAUGUCCUCAGCACGGUGGCUUUCGGUCGCCCCUUCGGAUUCAUGGCCGCGAACGAAGACCUCUGGGGAUACAACAAGCUAAACGCCUCCUUCAUGUUCCUCCUCGGCCUGCAAGCAAACCACACCUCCAUCUACAAGUUCUUCACGCAGCCCUGGCUCCUGGCCCUCGCAGCACCCAAGCCAACGGAUAAAGCAGGAAUCGGUCCAGCACUAGCAUUCGCCCAGAAAGCCGUCGGUGAGCGCUACGGUCCAGAUGCCAAAGUCAAGAAAGACAUGCUCGGCUCCUUCGUCUCCAAAGGCCUCGAUCAGCAACAAUGCGAAGUCGAAGCCUUCCUUCAAAUCAUCGCAGGCUCAGACUCCACCACAGGCGUCUUGCGGGCGAUCUUCUUUCUCCUCGCGGGUAGUCCGCCCGUGUACGCCAAACUCCAAGCUGAAGUCGACAGCGCAGCAAAGACACAGCCCCAGGGGAGAGUCAUCGCGUACAAAGAAGCUUUGAAACUCCCCCACCUCCAAGCCGUAAUCUACGAAUCCCUCCGCCUGUACCCACCCCUCUUCGGCCUGAAAUCCAAAUGUGCCCCUCCCGAAGGCGAAACCAUCAACGGGACCUUCUACCCUCCCGGAACAGAAGUCUGCAUCUGCGAUGAUGCGGUAUGCAGACGGAAAGACAUCUUCGGCGAGGACAGCGAGGUCUUCCGGCCGGAGAGGUUCCUCGAGGGGGAUGAUGAGGCGGUGAGGAAGGAGAGGAUCCGGACGGUCGAGGUCGUGUUUGGGACGGGGAGGUUUCAGUGUUUGGGGAAGCAUAUUGCGUGGAUGGAGUUGAGUAAGGGUGUUUUUGAGUUGAUGAAGACCUUCGACUUCCAAAUGACGGAUCCGAUGAGAGGCAUUGACACGUAUGCGCAUAAUGUGCACAUCAUGUCGAAUUUGCUGCUUGUCAUGAGACCACGAGAUAGCACAACACAGGGGCAAUGA
This is a messenger RNA of Zasmidium cellare ATCC 36951, 1515 nucleotides long. RefSeq lists its product as uncharacterized. NCBI's taxonomy places the organism in Eukaryota, Fungi, Ascomycota, Dothideomycetes, Mycosphaerellales, Mycosphaerellaceae. The record is from RefSeq and is a predicted model, not a curated record. Gene Ontology annotation, molecular function: oxidoreductase activity, acting on paired donors, with incorporation or reduction of molecular oxygen; monooxygenase activity; heme binding. The transcript is spliced from 3 exons. Bases 1 to 1515 code for a protein of 504 amino acids.